Messenger RNA from Cuscuta campestris, 2015 nucleotides. Lineage: Eukaryota; Viridiplantae; Streptophyta; Magnoliopsida; Solanales; Convolvulaceae. The record is from the annotation of a GenBank genome assembly.
CCCUCCCCCCUCCCGUCUCUGGUUAACUUGACUUUCCACCUCUUCUUCUCCGUUCUCACCCAUCCCCAUACUUCACCCCCCCAUCAACGAAACAUCUCAGAGGUUCUGCACAGAUCAAACCCUUCUCCGUCGCCACCUACCGCCUCCCCAAAUGGUUGCGGGCAAAUAAAGCAACGGAGAUAUACGAAUUGGUUGAUUGCAUAAAAACAUGCCUUCUGUUAUCCCAACUCAAAGGCUUCCGAAAGUGGAAGAUUGGCCCGGACCCGGACCCGCUCCGAUUGGGUCGCCGUCGUAUUCCAACACCCCGAAGAAGCGGUGGUUCGGUUUUCUGCCUCUGUUCGUAGCCCUGGUGGUUCUGGGUGAGAUCGCUUUUCUGGGUCGGCUCGAUAUGGCCAAGAAUGUUGACAUGGUCAACUCAUGGGCUGACUCCUUCUACCAGUUCACCGCCUCCUCUUGGCCGUCCGUCGGAGACCACAUUACCUCAUUGGGAGGCGAUGAGGUCCGCUUUGCCGCUGAGCUGCCGGAAUCGGUCUCCGGAUUGGAGACCUGCGAGGAAUGGCUGGAGAGGGAAGAUACUGUUGCUUAUUCUAGGGAUUUUGAAAAAGACCCUAUUAUGGUCAACGGUGGCCGACAGGAUUGGAAAUUCUGUGCUGUGGGGUGUAAAUUCGGGGCUUCCACCGGCAGAAAGCCGGAUGCUGCAUUUGGAUCUCCUGGAUCAGCUGAGACAGCGGGUGUGCUUCGGUCAAUGGAGUCUGAAGAAUACUAUUCUGAGAACAACAUUGGUCUGGCAAGACGGAGGGGAUAUGAUGUUGUGAUGACUACAAGCCUUUCUUCAGAUGUUCCUGUUGGGUAUUUCUCAUGGGCUGAGUAUGACAUUAUGGCACCAGUCCAACCCAAGACUCAGAAAGCUCUUGCUGCUGCCUUCAUAUCUAACUGUGGUGCUCGCAACUUCCGGUUGCAAGCUCUUGAAGCACUUGAAAAAGAAAAAGUCACAAUCGAUUCAUAUGGAAGUUGUCAUCGAAACAAGAAUGGCGAUGUGAAGAAAGUAGAUGCUCUGACGCACUACAAAUUCAGUUUGGCAUUUGAAAAUUCCAAUGUGGAGGAUUAUGUUACUGAAAAAUUCUUCCAAUCUCUUGUAGCUGGAUCUGUUCCUGUUGUGGUUGGUGCUCCAAACAUCGAAGAUUAUGCUCCAUGCUCCGGUUGUCUUUUACAUAUAAAAAAGCUUGAAGAUGUUGAAUCAGUUGCCAAGACAAUGAAGCACCUUGCUGAAAACCCAAGUGCAUACAAUCAGUCUUUAAGGUGGAAAUUUGAAGGUCCAUCGGAUUCCUUCAAAGCCCUAGUUGACAUGGCAGCAGUUCAUUCUUCUUGCCGUUUGUGCAUUCACCUGGCAACAAGGAUCCAAGAGAGGGAAGAGAAGAAGAAUAGCACAGCCUUCGCGAAGCGCCCAUGCAAGUGUUCGAGAGGUUCCCAAACCGUCUAUCACAUAUACGUACGCGAAAGAGGAAGGUUCAAUAUGGAGUCUGUCUUCUUAAGGUCAAGUGAUUUGACAUUGGAGGCCUUGAGAGCGGCGGUGUUAGAAAAGUUCAAGUCUGGGAAGCACGUUCCGAUUUGGAAGGAGGAAAGGCCGGCGGUUCUGCGGGGAGGAGACGAGCUGAGGGUUUACCGCGUGUAUCCGGUUGGGUUGACGCAGAGAGAGGCACUCUAUGGUUUCAGAUUCAAUGGGGAUAGUGAGUUUAGGAAGCAUAUAGAGAGCAACCCUUGUGCUAAGUUUGAGGUCAUUUUUGUAUGAUAUAUAAAGUAAAGAUUUGCUUCUAAUUCUCCUGACCUGUGUGAAACAGUACCUUUUUUUUGCACAUCCCAUGGGCUAUUCAAAUUUUGUAACGAGUUAAGAGCUCUUGGUUUGACUUCGUACAAAUUUUAAGUUACGUAAAAAUUUGUGGUUGAAAGUGAUGUAGGGGAGAAAAAAAUUGUGAGUCACUCAAAAUUUUGCAGAUAAAGAAAGAAGUGUUUUUUUA